UGUGACCACCAGUUCCACAUGCUUACUUAAUUUACUUGCAUGCUUGUGUGUGUACUGAACAAGCUAGCUACCUGAUCUGAAAGUACAAUGCGUGUUUUUGCUCUGCUUGUAGCCGUGUUUGCUGCUUCUGCAGUCGCUGGUCCAGAACCUAUAGUGUUCUGGCAUGGCAUGGGUGACAGUUGCUGCAAUCCACUGAGCCUGGGGAAAAUUGUCGAUCAAGUGGUGAAAGAGGUGCCUGGUAUCUAUGCCAAGUCAAUUCAGAUCGGACACGAUAUUGUAGAAGAUACAAUGAAUGGUUUCUUCAAGAAUGUCAACGAGCAGAUUGACAUGGUCUGUGCUAACCUCACAGCUGACGCUAACCUCAAGGACGGAUUCAAUGUCAUCGGAUUCUCUCAGGGAGGACAGUUCUGGCGGGCAAUUGUCCAGCGCUGCAAGACGGUCAAGGUGUUGAACCUUAUCUCUGUGGGUGGUCAGCACCAGGGGGUCUUUGGGUUCCCAAAAUGCCCUGGCAACAACUCUGACAUAUGUGAGGCAGUGCGCAGGUUGCUCAACAUAGGAGUCUACGUUGCCCCUGUUCAAGACAUUCUAGUGCAGGCCGAGUACUGGCAGGACCCACUCGACAUGAAGGAGUACAGAUCCAAGAGUGUGUUCCUGGCUGACAUCAACCAAGAAAAUACGUUUAACCAGGACUACAAGGAUCGCUUUUCUCAAAUCCGCAACUUUGUGAUGGUCAAGUUUGCAAAAGACACAAUGGUCCAGCCUAAGGAUAGUGAGUGGUUUGGCUUUUACAAGGAGGGCCAGGACAAGGACGUGUACUCAAUGUACGAAAGCAGGAUUUGGAAAGAGGACCUGCUUGGACUCCAGAUACUAAACUCCACUGGCCGUAUACACUUCAUUGAGGCCCCGGGUGACCACUUGCAGUUCAGUCUGGAGUGGUUUGACGCGAACCUAAUGCCGUUCAUCAAGGUAGACAGCUCUCAAGGGACACUCCCCCUUAAAGUGAACUGAGCUAGCCGGCUGACUGUUGCUAGGAUGUUGUUUUGUGUGUGUUCCCAUGUGUACAAUGAGUGCAAUGCUGUAUUCAUGUCCACUGUUAUUAUUCCCUGUAUUCAUGAUAAUCUCCUUAAUAA
Molecule: messenger RNA, 1130 nt
Organism: Halichondria panicea
Lineage: Eukaryota; Metazoa; Porifera; Demospongiae; Suberitida; Halichondriidae
Product: palmitoyl-protein thioesterase 1-like
Exons: 7
Coding region: 88-1008 (306 amino acids)
Biological process (GO): receptor-mediated endocytosis; protein depalmitoylation
Cellular component (GO): lysosome
Molecular function (GO): palmitoyl-(protein) hydrolase activity
Source: RefSeq, a predicted model, not a curated record